AUGCCAUCCUCUUCAAGGACGAUACUCGAGACUCUCAUUGCGCCGAGCCCGUUUUCCAGACCCGUCAAAGAGCAUCUACACUCCACCCGGACCGAAGAAGCGAAGAAGCUUAUUCAUCAGUUAUUGCGGUUCGCCGUGUGCCGCAAAGACAAGAAGAAUCUCGUUUGCGAGGGGAGUCCCCGUACACCAAGAAAAGAAGAACCAAAAGCCAUGGAUCAUCGAUUCUUCAAGCGGUGGCUCUGGCGUUCGACACCAAAAAAAGCAUCACACACAUUUCGAGUUCACACGAAGCUCAACUCAGAAGAAGCGCUCCGCAGGUUCCUCAAGAUUCGAGACAGCCUUCAAAUGACCAAGCAGGAAAUCGUCGACAUCUGCCGAAUGCUAGAAGAAGAUGGCCAACUGCAAACUGCCUUGUUCAAGGCGGACACUGAGCUCCUCGUCACCAUCCUGGCGGUACGGACUUACAAAGUUGGGGAGAGGGAGUAUAUCGGGGCGGCAGUGCUUGCUUUGGAGGCUUUGAUGUUGCGAACAAGGGCGCUGUUUCUGAAGGCACACCCAGCCGUCUGCAGCUAUCGAGGCUCAACGCCGAGCGAACUCCAUUUCCUGGCGAGGACGCUGGCCCAGGAGAUCCACCAGAGCAUCAAAGGCUUAGCUAGUAUGCGCGAGACGGUGCGGAACGAGGUUUAUCCUGAUGAUGUGGCGACCGCUGAGGUCCAGACCAACUGGAGAGCAUGGAUUUGCCAAUUGUACGGGCGAGGAAGCAAUAGCGGCAGAGGGAGGAAGGCGGAGAGUGGCAACAGCGUCCACCGGGCGAAAGAACAUCAUGAGAGGGAGCACCUGUUUACACGAAACGGGUGGGAGCACAAUGGAGGGCGUUGUCGGUGUUUGGACUAUGAAUAA
This is a messenger RNA of Cladophialophora bantiana CBS 173.52, 900 nucleotides long. RefSeq lists its product as uncharacterized. NCBI's taxonomy places the organism in Eukaryota, Fungi, Ascomycota, Eurotiomycetes, Chaetothyriales, Herpotrichiellaceae. The record is from RefSeq and is a predicted model, not a curated record. The coding region runs from base 1 to 900 and encodes 299 amino acids. The transcript has a single exon.